CUCGGCUCGCUAAUAAAUGGCUUGGGCUCGAGCUCAGCUCAUUUGUUAACGAGUCAAGCUCAAACUGGGGUAAAACUCGGCUCAGCUCGGCUCAUUUGCAGCCCUAGUAGUGAUAAGUGAAUCGAUCCGAUGUGGACUCCGGCGAUGGAAACUGCAUCGUAGCGUCGCCACGUGGAAGAUUCCCUCGUCAGCAGGCAAAGGAGCCAAAUUCCAAUCGCAAACAAACGACGGAAAGGCCCGGAAUAAUGAUACCAAUUUCUCCGUUCAAAAUCGCUACUGGCCGAAUAGUUCAGUCACUAAACAACCCUCCUGGCCGGCGGAUUCCUUGGCCAAUUCAUCAUCCAUGGCUUCCGCCUCCACCUGCGCUACGCCGCCGUUGCGUCGUUGCCCUUUCUUCUUCCCACCGACGUCAACCUCUCCAUGCCGCCGCCUGCUCCUAUUCCCAAUCCCACCUUCCGGCCGCAUCUUCUUCACCAUUUCAGCACUAAUCGACGAAUCUCCAAGCGCCAGCAGGACGGCGGCAUUCUUCUCUCAUCCGGCACGGCGGGAGAGGAGGCCACGUGUACCUGCGAAAGUGUUUUCGCAGCUGGGGUAUCCGAUUAUUUCCCCCGACGACCACUGGGGAACGUGGACGGCGCUCUUCGGGGCCGGAGCUUUCGGCGUCUGGUCCGAGAAGACGAAGCUGGGGAGCAUGGUGAGCGCGGCGUUAGUGAGCACGUUGGUAGGGCUUGCGGGGAGCAAUUUGGGGAUAAUCCCUCAUGAAGCGAAAGCGUAUUCAAUCGUUCUGGAGUUUCUGCUUCCAAUUACGAUUCCCCUGUUGCUGUUCAGAGCAGACUUGCGGAGUGUGAUUCAAUCUACUGGGAAACUGCUAUUGGCUUUCCUUCUUGGUUCAGCGGCCACUGUUAUUGGAACUUUAGUGGCUUUUCUGCUGGUGCCUAUGAGAUCACUUGGCCAGGACAACUGGAAGAUAGCUUCUGCUUUGAUGGGGAGUUACAUUGGUGGAGCUGUUAAUUAUGUUGCAGUUUCAGAAGCUCUGGGGACUUCCCCGUCUGUUGUGGCAGCAGGAAUAGCUGCGGACAAUGUGCUUACUGCUAUAUACUUCAUGGUUCUAUUUGCAAUGGCUGCUAAAACACAGCGUGAGCCAUCAAUGUCAACUAAUGAGGUUGAAGGGACUGCCAAAUCGGAGUCUGAAGCAAAGACGACUGUGCUACAGAUGGCUACAGCUAUUGCCAUCUCUAUCUCCAUAUGCAAGGCUGCAACAUUACUCACCCAGUCAUUCAAGAUCCAAGGAGGCACUCUCCCAGCUGUGACAGCUCUUGUUGUCAUCCUAGCAACAGCUUUUCCUGCUCAAUUCAGUUCUCUAGCCCCUGCUGGCGAUACCCUUGCUGUAGUUCUGAUGCAGGUGUUCUUCGCCGUGGUGGGAGCUGGUGGGAGCAUAAUGAAUGUCAUCAACACUGCACCUAGCAUAUUCCUUUUUGCUCUGAUUCAGGUAACGGUCCAUCUUGCUGUGGUUCUGGGUUUGGGAAAGCUGUUCCGGUUCGACUUGAAGCUAUUACUUCUAGCGUCCAAUGCCAACGUUGGAGGCCCUACGACGGCUUGUGGGAUGGCAACAGCUAAAGGAUGGAGUUCCCUGGUCGUCCCUGCGAUCCUCGCAGGCAUCUUUGGUGUCUCUAUCGCAACGUUUCUUGGCAUUGGGUUCGGCAUGAUGGUCCUCAGACACUUGUGAUCAUCAGAUUUCAACAGUAUAGAGGAAACCUAAAUCUUUUUCUUGGUUUCCUGCAUUUCCUUAGAGCAAAGCAUAUUCUGUUGCUCAUUGGAUGCUCCUGAAUAGAAUAUGGUUGCUUGCUGGAAAGUCCUCUUCUGGCAAAGUCAACUGCUUGUACUUUGUUUUUAUCAGGUCAACUGUACUUUCAUUAUUUGCCCAACUGUACUGCUUUUCUUAGCAGUCAGUGAUUACUGUACUGGCAGUAACAUACAAUGUUAGGAGGAGACUGAAUAGUGAAUACUGUUUGAUAAUUCCGACGAGGGUUUAUGUCGUGGUGGUAAUGUUACGAACUUAAUAGAUCAUCGAAUGAAGUACAGUAUGCUACCUGAAUACAAAAACCAGUACAGUAUGCUUCAUCGAAGACUUUUUUUCCCUGUACGAUUUCACGGAUGACGUGGACUUGGGGAUGUAUUAUAAAAACGUGGUACAGAAUGAAGUGCAGAGGAUCACCCAUCCCUCUUUUAGAAGAGAACAAACAAAUGAGGAACCUAAACGCCGUCGUUGGGGCAGUCUUGCUGGUUGCCUUAGUGGGAUGGCUGAUGAUAUGGGUAAUGCUGCCCACAAAGGCUUACAAGAAUUCAUGGGAUCCAAACCUUUCCUCCACCCACUUCAACUCGGUUUAUUUCCAAGGACAAGGGACGAACCUUCUGCUCUUCUCCUUUCCUGUCAUGUUCAUAGCUGCUUUGGGAUGUGUUUAUCUUCAUUUCCACACCAGACUCCAGGAACCCUUCUCAUCCUCCAAAAGAGAAGUCAAACCCAAACUAAUUUCUCCCUUGUGGAGGCCAUAUGUGAUCUCCCCGCUGGGCAUAGUCACAGGAGUGGAGCUGGCUUUCAUGGCGAUGUUCAUAGCACUCCUCAUCUGGUCCCUGGCCAAUUACUUAUACGUUAGUUUCGGCCACCUCCACAUGCACAAACAAGGAGAAAAGAUUUGGCAGGCCAAGUUUCGCAGCGUAUCACUGAGGCUAGGCUACGUUGGGAACAUAUGCUGGGCGUUUCUCUUCUUCCCUGUAACCAGAGGGUCUUCGUUGCUGCCUCUUCUAGGGCUCACUUCGGAGUCCACCAUCAAGUACCAUAUUUGGCUAGGCCACGUUUCCAAUGUCCUCUUUGCUCUCCACACAGUUGGGUUCGUCGUGUAUUGGGGGAUGACUGACCAAAUGUCUGAGAUGUUGGAGUGGAGCAGGACAUAUGUAUCGAAUGUGGCUGGAGAAAUAGCAAUGGUGAUAGCGGUGGUAAUGUGGGUGACCAGUUUUGGUCGUGUUAGGAGAAAGAUGUUCGAAGUCUUCUUCUACACUCACCAUCUCUACGUUUUGUACAUACUGUUCUACCUGCUCCACGUUGGUGCUGAUUACCUGUGCAUGAUCCUUCCUGGGAUGUUCCUUUUCAUGAUCGACCGUUACUUGAGGUUCUUGCAGUCUCAAAGGAACGCCAGAUUGGUCUCUGCUCGGCUCUUGCCUUGUGGUAGCGUUGAACUCAACUUCUCCAAGUGCCCUGGGUUGAAAUACAAUCCAACAAGCAUAUUGUUCAUAAAUAUCCCCACCAUUUCCAAGCUGCAAUGGCAUCCUUUCACUGUCACUUCAAAUAGCAACUUGGAGCCCAAUAAUCUCAGUUUGGUCGUAAAAAGUCUUGGAAGUUGGUCACGAAAACUUUCCCAACAAAUAUCCUCCUCCGUGGAUCGUCUCCAAGUCUCAGUUGAAGGCCCCUACGGACCCAUUUCAUCCCAUUUUCUCCGGCACGAGGAACUAGUGCUAAUCAGUGGUGGAAGCGGAAUCACUCCCUUCAUCUCCAUAAUCCGCGAAAUCAUCUUCCAGAGCUCAAACCCUAACCCACAAAUCCCAUCACGAAUCCUUCUUGUUUGCGCUUUCAAGAACUCCACGGAUCUCGCCAUGCUCGACCUCCUGCUGCCCUUCGAUGGCACGCCCCAUCCGAUUCCCGAGUUGUUGAACCUUCAGAUCGAAGCCUACGUCACCAGAGAGAAAGACCAGCCCACCGAUUCUGAGAAACAACCGGCCCAAACCAAACGGUUCAAUCCGGCCCAAUCGGACAGGCCCAUCUCGGCGAAUCUCGGGCCCAACGCAUGGCUCUGGCUCGGUGCAAUAAUAGUGUCAUCUUUCGCCCUGUUCGUCGUCCUCCUCGGGGUUGUGACUCGGUUUUAUAUCUACCCGAUUGACCGAAAUGCCCACGACGGCAGCUACCACUACUCCUACUUCGUCCUCUGGGACGUCUUCCUCGCCUGUGCCGGCGUACUCGCUGUCUCUUCUGCGGUUUUCCUCGUCAAGAAAAGGAGGGAUUUGGCGGAAGGGAACAGAGUGAAAGGCUUGGAAAUGGGAGUUUCGCCGCCGGGAAGUUUUGCCGGAGAGGUGGAAAGCGUUCCCGUGCAGUGCGUUGCUGGAGCUACCAACGUGCAUUUUGGACGGAGGCCUGAUCUCAAGAGGAUACUGAUGGAUUGCGGAGCGUCGGACGUUGGGGUGAUGGCUUGUGGGCCUAGAUCGUUGCGGCAUGAAGUAGCCCAGAUCUGUUCGCCAGGCUCGGCCCAAAAUCUGCACUUUGAGUCCAUUAGUUUUAAUUGGUGAUCCACUACUGUCUUCUCAAAUUCCUCACUUUUCUGUGUCAAAUAUGGAUUUGGAGUUGUCAGAAGUUUGACAAAAGUAAAUCCUUUGUGUACUCAAAGACAAAUAAAGAGAAUAAGAAGCUGUAUUCUGUACAAUAUGGUGUUUGUUUGGGUCGAAGUAUUGCAUUUUAUCUCUCAAUUAUUUUGGUUUCUGAUAUAAAUAAAUAAUGUUACCG
Messenger RNA from Linum tenue, 4549 nucleotides. Lineage: Eukaryota; Viridiplantae; Streptophyta; Magnoliopsida; Malpighiales; Linaceae. The record is from the annotation of a GenBank genome assembly.